Messenger RNA from Polyodon spathula (Mississippi paddlefish), 4061 nucleotides. RefSeq names its product hepatocyte growth factor-like. Gene Ontology annotation, molecular function: serine-type endopeptidase activity. The record is from RefSeq and is a predicted model, not a curated record. The transcript is spliced from 18 exons. Gene Ontology annotation, biological process: proteolysis. Bases 102 to 2228 code for a protein of 708 amino acids. NCBI's taxonomy places the organism in Eukaryota, Metazoa, Chordata, Actinopteri, Acipenseriformes, Polyodontidae.
UGGUGGUAAGAUCGGGCAAUAAAAGCAAGUAAAACAGGUCUUAAAUCGCAGUCAUUAGUUAGCCACGGAUUUACUCCAGUUCCACAGAAAAAGCAGGACUCAUGUGGGCACUCCAGAUUCUCCUCUGCUUGGCGCUGUUGGUUUACACAGAAAGUAGGGGUGCAAAGAGGAAUGCUCUUCAAGAUUAUGAGAUGAGUGAAGGAGUCUACUUGAACAGAACAAAUAGGCUCCUGUCCAAAAGGAAAGCCCUUAGUGAAGUAAAGUGUGCGAAGUGGUGCAGCAGGAACAAGGACGUGUCUUUUGUAUGCAAGGCUUUCUAUUACAACAAGAAAGAAAAUAAAUGCCACUUGCUACCAUUUACCAGCAAAACCCCAGGUGUUAGAAAAGAAAUGGACUUUCGAUAUGAUCUUUAUGAAAAGAAAGAUUAUGUAAGGGAGUGCAUCAUUGGGAAUGGAUCAAACUAUAAAGGGAUGAAGACUGUUACAAAAACUGGCCUGAAGUGCCAGGCCUGGAGUUCUAUGGUGCCACAUGAGCACAGCUUUUUGCCUUCAAAAUACCUGGAGGGUAAUUACUGCAGAAAUCCAGACAACGAGGCUUCAGGACCCUGGUGUUUCACUACAGAUCCUGACAUCCGCCACCAGUCAUGUGACAUCCCUCAGUGUUCAGAAGAUGAGUGUCUGACUUGCAAUGGGGAGAAUUACAGAGGGUCAAUGGACCACACAGAAACAGGGAAGGAGUGCCAGCGAUGGGACCUGAACCGGCCCCACAAACACGUGUUCCACCCCAAACGAUACCCAGAUAAAGGACUGAAUGAUAAUUACUGUCGUAAUCCGGACAAAAAACUGCGGCCGUGGUGCUUCACUCUGCACCCCAACACUACUUGGGAAUACUGCAGUAUUAAAGUCUGUGCUGAAAGUGUAAAAUCUGAUCCAGACACGACUACACAGUGCUUCCAAGAUCAAGGGGAAAAAUACAGAGGCACAGUUAACACAGCACCCAAUGGAAUUAGGUGCCAGAGGUGGGACUCACAAUACCCACACAUCCAUUCCUAUACACCCCAGAAUUACAAAUGCCAAGAUCUAAAGGAGAAUUACUGUAGAAAUCCUGAUGGUGCUGAACUACCAUGGUGCUUCACAACAGAUCCCAAAGUGCGAGUCGCCUUCUGCACCCACAUCCCACGGUGCGGUACAGACACUCCUGAUCCCGAAGUACACUGUUACAAUGGCACUGGUGAGGACUACAGAGGACACAUGUCAAAAACAAGAUCUGGUUUUCCAUGUGCAAUGUGGGACGAGAGCCUCAAAAGCAAAAGUUUGACUUUAAGUGAACAGUCAACAGCUGGUCUGCAGAAGAACUACUGCCGGAACCCUGAUAAAGAUAAACAUGGCCCCUGGUGCUACACAAACAACCCCUCAAUUCCUUGGGACUACUGUGAUUUAAAGCGCUGUGAAACGUCUGGGCCCAACAUUACAGGAACACUUCCUUCACAAGAGUCCUGUUUUGUUCAUAAGAGAACCAGAAUUGUUGGAGGUGCUCCAGUGAAAAUUAAGGAAGCCAGCUGGAUGGUUAGCAUACAAAAAGGCAACGACCAUUGGUGUGGUGGAUCAUUAGUAAGAGAAGAAUGGGUUCUUGCGGCUAAACAGUGCUUCUCCUCCUGCAUACCCGAUUUAACAGAAUACAGUGUCUGGCUGGGUUUUCUUCAUCUCAAUGAAGCAGGAAGAGAGCUUUCAAGUAAACAGGUUCUAAGGAUAUCCCAUCUUGUCUGUGGACCACUGGGCUCUGAUCUAGUAUUGCUGAAAUUAUCAGGGCCUGCUUGGCAAACGGAACAUGUUCGCAUAAUUCAACUCCCUGUUGCAGGAUGUGUCAUUAAAGAAAAUACCUACUGUACAGUUUAUGGAUGGGGAGAAACAAAAGGAACUGGAUAUGAUGGCAUGUUGAAAGCAGUGAAGUUACCAAUUGUUGGGAAUCAAAUAUGUAAUGAAUAUCAUAAAGGAAGGAUUACAGUGGCAGAAUCAGAGCUCUGUGCUGGGGGAAGGAAGGAUGAAGGAGUAUGUGAGAAAGACUACGGGGGCCCACUGGUGUGUGAGGAACAUGAUUCUAAAGUAGUACAAGGUGUUAGUGUUCAUGGCCGAGGCUGUGGUCGUCCUAACCGCCCUGGGAUCUUUGUCAGUAUACCAUAUUACACAGACUGGAUUCACAAGGUCUUCAAAAUACUAUCAAGCCCUUAAAACUUUGUUGUAUUAUGAAAGUAAUUUAUUAUCAAGUAUGUUCAAUCUUUUUGAAGGACAUUUUGUUUUUUGAUAUUUUUCUUUUUACGUUCUUGACAUCUGUGAUGUUGUUUCAGUUGCAUUUUUGAAUGUAGGUUACUGUUUAAGAAAAUCAUAGUUUAAGAUGUGGUUCAAUAUUUACAAUUCCAAGAGUUGUUAAUCUAGCAUUACAACCAAGAAGCAAGAAACACAGAAAUGAAAUGAUAAGGAUAGCUUUGUAAAAGGGUUUUUAUAGCAUUCUGUGAUUUGCAGAAGGAAGUGUGAGUGCCAAAUCAAUCAAUCAAUAUUUAUUUUAUAUAGCACCUUUCAUAGUGGACCACCAUCACAAAGCGCUUUGCAAGAUGCAAUAACAACAAGAAAAUGUUCUGUGUUGUACUGCAAAGCACGUAUGUCUCCCUUACACUUUGUAAUUUUAGUUUUAUUUCGAGUUUCAGUUUAUAUUUUUUGCGUGGUUUACACACAAUUUGUUUCCAAUUACUAGCACUCUUGAAAACCAUGACCUAUAUCACUCAACACAGAUUAGUUACAUAAAAUAACAUUUUUAGAAUCAACACAAAUCUGAAAUCAACCGAUGUAACUUUCUUUUUUAAUUUUGACUUUUCUAGAGUAUAUGAGUGAAAAUGGACUGAUUCAGAUCAUAUGUUUGUAAUAUCCUCCUUUAAUUACUUGAAUGAAUACAGUAUCACAAAGAAAAAGAUGUAGGACCCCCUUAGGAAGCAAGUUAUUUUCAGUAUUGCUCAUAAUCAAACAUAUAAGGUUUUUAGAAAGUUGUUUUAAGCUGUGGUUCAGCGGGAGCUUUGGAAUUGGUUUUAUAGAUACAGUUGAGUCGAUCGUAGACUUCAUAUUGUACAGCAGGUCUUAUAGAUCUCAUAUUUUUACUUUGAAAUGUUAUGUCAAUAGGUAUAUAACUCCUACUUAUGUAGUGGUAGAUUUACAAAGAUAUGCUCUUGCAUAGAAUGGCUUUUGCCCAGUGACAAUGUGUGCAGUUCUCUGCUUUAUGAACAUUACUCUCAAUGGAGGUUUUACUUUACUAUAUAGAGGAGGGAUUCAAUGGUAAUUUCAAUGAUCAUAUCUAAUGAACUUAUUUUUGUUUGGUACUGGUGUGUUGCAUAUCAAUUUAAUGUUCAAUGUCAUGGAAUAUAUCUUUGUAAUAAAGUACAGUGAUUUUUUUUUUUUUUUUGCAAGCGUAUUGACUUAGAAAUAGUAGUGUGUGUUAGUCGUCAAGAAAUUAUGUUUGUUUUUUUGUUUGUUUUUUAAAAUCUUUCUAUUGAGCACCUGAAAGAAAAAAUUGAUAAUGCAUGGCUUUACUAGUUUUUCUGCUGGACAGAAAAUGGUAGAUGAAUAUAAGGUAUCUCUAAAAAGAGUCAGUGCCUAAGUUAAGUUGACUCUAAUCAAAAUGUCAGAGGUGCUUUGUUGAGCCCAUAUUAAACAGUUACUGCAUUACACGUAUGGUGGUAGUCAUAGCUUCUUGUUGCCCAUGAAUUUGUCUGAACACCCAGCAAACUGACUUUAUAAUCACAUGCUGUAUGUAUUUGCUUUACCUAAGAAUGUAUAUACAGUUCUCCCUUGUUGCUUUAUCAUUUGAUAAUGGAGUUAACUAUAACUUUUCAUGCAUCGUUCACCUACAGUGCCAAAAAAAGAAGGUAAUGUGUCAAUAGACAUUUAUAUAGGUGCUGCUUUUUUGUUUGACAAUGGAUCAUUCAUAACCUGAUUAAGGUGGGAAUAUUUUAAACUUGUGUGCAUUUUUGUAACUCUUUGUUGUAUUUGUUAGUGUAUUAAAAUAUUUUAUCUACA